AUGUCUCAACCGACACAUACAGAAGACGCCGAGAUGUCCAGCAGCAACGUCGUCAACCAAGUAGCCGAGCACCUCCAGCACACCAACCUGAACAGCAAGGAAGCGAGUGCAUGGAUCUAUUUCCCACAGGGCACAACGCUAGACGAGCAACUGCUCAUCCUCGCCGGCGUCGAAGACUGGAAGCUACAAGGCACACAGCCGGGCGCACAAUUCAACGAAGCAGACAUAUCCAGCGAGAACGCGUUAGCGACGAGGAAGCAGGACAUGAUGACGGGUGAGGGAAACAAGGAACAAGUUGACUUCGCCCACCAAGAAGCCAUGGACAAGCAUCACACCAUGCUGGCUUCCAACUCCGCACACGUGCCUGCAGUCUCACGCUCAACCGCCCGAACGGAAGUACGACAGGAAGAUGUCGACGAGUAUCUGGCUAUGCUGACUGAGCGCUCUUUCCGCGUCUCCACGUCUUCGCCCUCAACCCAUUUCCCGGCACUCUAG
Cucurbitaria berberidis CBS 394.84 is the source of this 495-nucleotide messenger RNA. RefSeq lists its product as uncharacterized. The coding region runs from base 1 to 495 and encodes 164 amino acids. The transcript has a single exon. The record is from RefSeq and is a predicted model, not a curated record. NCBI's taxonomy places the organism in Eukaryota, Fungi, Ascomycota, Dothideomycetes, Pleosporales, Cucurbitariaceae.